Messenger RNA from Darwinula stevensoni, 420 nucleotides. The record is from the annotation of a GenBank genome assembly. Lineage: Eukaryota; Metazoa; Arthropoda; Ostracoda; Podocopida; Darwinulidae.
AUGGAUUACCUCAACUCCAAAAUACGAGACAAUUCCAUGAUUUCCAUGAAACCCAUGACGACCCUUUGUUUCGGCGUUGCAGCAAUGGAAGUGGCGUUCGGAUUCCACGGGAGGGAAGCAGUCAAUGUGUUAUUCAAUGCAGCCAAAGUGAAAAUCGUAAUGCCUCGCAAACAAGAGGAUACCGAUCUCCAAGUCAGCUUGCGUCCCGCCAGCGAGUCUUCCCUUUCCGCUGCCUGGUCUGGUGUAGGGAAAAGAAAGAAGGUUAUGUCGGGCACAGGACCAAAGACCACCGAGGACGCAGUGGCGGAGUACGCCGUGUCCUUCACGAGCCAGGUAGGGUGCCUGUUCCUGCGAUGUGUGAAGGUGUCCACCAGAGAUUUGGUGAGUGUUCCAACGGACUUCUUGAGAGAUACAGUUAUU